AUGCACAUGAACAACGCCAGAUAUCUGCGCCAUCUGGACUAUGGAAGGACCGAUUUCUGGAUCCGCAACGGGGUCUACAAGGUGAGCCGUCAGUUGACGAACGAGAAGACGGGGAAGAAGGGGUGCCCGGUCGUGCUGGCCUCCAUCACCACCCGCUUCCGCCGCGAGUUGCGCCUCUUCCAGACCUUCUCCGUUCGCACCAAGCUUCUGUGCUGGGACGACAAGGCGUUCUACGUCGAGCAGCAGUUCGUGAGCAAGGGCUUCGUGCACUGCAUCGCCCUCAUCAAGCAAGUCGUGGUGGGCACGUCGCCCGCGAAGGUGCUGGCGGCGUUGGGCCACGACGGCAUCGUCUCCCCUCCCAUGCCCUCUGGAGUGAAAUCGUGGGUGGAGUACGACUCGUGGUCGAGCCAGGAGAUCCUCAACACAGCCUCCGAGGAAGCUGCCGCCUCCUCCAAGACCAAGAAGACCAAGAAAUACGAAUAA
Molecule: messenger RNA, 483 nt
Organism: Acanthamoeba castellanii str. Neff
Lineage: Eukaryota; Discosea; Longamoebia; Acanthamoebidae
Product: Mesenchymal stem cell protein DSCD75 family protein
Exons: 6
Coding region: 1-483 (160 amino acids)
Source: RefSeq, a predicted model, not a curated record